UGGACGUCGUAAGUCGCCGCAGUCAACGAAACGAAACUGUUAAUUAUUUUAGCCUAAAAUUAUCUAUAAAUAUGUCAAAACGACGAUUAGAUAUCAAUGAUUCUUACUCAAAGAAACGAUCUUCAGAUUCGGAAUACAGAGACCGUGAUAAAGACCGCGACCGAGAUGACAGAGGAAGAUCUUCUGGCGGAAUUACAUCCGCUCCUCUUUCUAUACCAUCUAGUGCAAGCCGGCAGAACAACCUUGGCAUUAACCCUUACAGCAUGGCUCCCUAUUCGAUGCGAUACCAUACUAUACUCGCCAAGCGACGCACACUUCCAGUAUGGGAGUACAAGGUUAAGUUCAUGGAGAUGCUAGAUAAGUACAAAGUCAUGGUGCUGGUCGGUGAGACGGGCUCCGGAAAAACAACACAGAUUCCCCAGUGGUGUCUUGAAUACGUCAGAAGCAAGUUUGCAAUGUCCAACAAGAAGGGUGUUGCCUGUACACAGCCCAGGAGAGUGGCGGCCAUGAGCGUCGCUCAACGUGUCUCAGAUGAGAUGGAUCUGGUUAUAGGACAAGAGGUUGGCUACAGUAUACGAUUUGAAGAUUGCACUAGUUCCAAAACACAGCUCAAAUACAUGACAGACGGUAUGUUAUUACGUGAGGCCAUGACUGAUCCGCUGCUUGAGCGCUACGGAGUCAUAUUACUCGACGAAGCUCAUGAGCGUACACUCGCCACCGAUAUUCUGAUGGGUCUGUUGAAGGAGGUAGAGAAGCAGAGAUCCGACUUGAAGGUUGUGGUCAUGAGCGCCACGCUAGAUGCUGGAAAGUUUCAGGACUACUUUGACCAUGCACCUCUGAUGACUGUACCCGGCCGUGCCCACCCUGUGGAGAUAUUCUACACUCCGGAACCAGAGAGGGAUUACCUAGAGGCAACUAUACGCACUGUCGUUCAGAUCCACAUGGGAGAAGAGAUUGAAGGCGACAUCUUGCUCUUCUUGACUGGACAGGAGGAGAUUGAGGAAGCUUGCAAACGUAUAAGGCGUGAGGUUGAGAACCUGGGCAACGAGGGCGGAGACAUCAAGACCAUUCCACUCUACUCCACCCUGCCACCUGCUCUCCAACAGCGUAUCUUCGAGCCGCCACCACCCAACAAAGCCAAUGGUGCCAUCGGCAGGAAGGUGGUUAUUUCAACUAACAUUGCGGAGACUUCGCUCACAAUCGAUGGCGUGGUGUUUGUGAUUGACCCUGGAUUCGCGAAACAAAAGGUGUACAACCCUCGCAUCAGGGUAGAGUCUCUCCUGGUGUCGCCCAUCAGCAAGGCCAGUGCCCAGCAGCGAGCUGGUCGUGCUGGCCGUACCAAACCGGGCAAGUGUUUCCGUCUGUACACGGAGAAGGCGUACCAGACAGAGAUGCAGGAUAACACCUACCCGGAGAUCCUUAGGUCUAAUCUCGGCACGGUGGUCUUACAGCUGAAGAAACUUGGAAUUGACGAUCUGGUUCACUUUGACUUUAUGGAUCCACCUGCGCCUGAAACUCUCAUGAGAGCGCUGGAGCUUCUGAACUACCUCGGGGCGCUGGAUGACAACGGAGACCUGACAGAGCUGGGUUCAAUGAUGGCAGAGUUUCCGCUGGAUCCACAGCUAGGGAAGAUGGUCAUCGCCAGCGCAGACAACAACUGCUCCAAUGAGAUCCUUUCCAUCACGGCCAUGCUGUCAGUUCCACAGUGUUUUCUGCGACCGAAUGAGGCCAAGAAGGCAGCAGAUGAGGCCAAGAUGCGGUUCGCUCACAUCGAUGGGGAUCACCUCACCAUUCUCAAUGUCUACCAUGCUUUCAAACAGAACAAUGAGGAUGUCCAGUGGUGUUACGAUAACUUCAUCCAGAGUCGAUCGUUGAAGUCAGCAGACAACGUCAGGCAGCAGUUGGCCCGCAUCAUGGAUCGUUUCGCUCUGAAGCGCACCAGCACAGAUUUCAACAGCAAAGACUACUACGUCAACAUCCGCAAGGCUCUCGUCUCCGGCUUUUUCAUGCAGGUAGCUCAUCUAGAGCGAACAGGGCACUAUCUCACCGUCAAAGAUAACCAGAUUGUGCAGUUGCAUCCCUCUACGUGUCUGGAUCACAAACCAGAAUGGGUGCUGUACAAUGAGUUUGUCCUGACUACCAAGAACUACAUCCGUACAGUGACGGACAUCAAACCAGACUGGUUGAUCAGAAUCGCUCGUCAGUAUUACGACAUGAGAAACUUUCCCGACUGCGAGGCAAAGCGUGUCCUUGAACGUAUCAUCGCCAAGGUACAAGCGCAAGAGUACUCCAAGCAGUGAGCAGUCCCCUUACCUCCACCAACCAUUACAAUCGACAACACCAGCAACUUUAUGCAACCCAAGCGGUGAGCACAGUCCCACACAGUAAUCUUAGCUCCACUAACACCGACAUUUCAAUUGACGACACCUUUUUUGGUCAUCUUUAUAAUAAAACAGCAACUAUUGGCAUUCUUUGUGAUAUUGGUUUCUACUCACGACAAGAAACUGGCCAACCUCAUUGUAUGGGAAAGAGACUCAUGGUAAUACCAAGCAAAGAACAGUACCAGGUAGAAUGGCUAAAAGUAGUAAAAGCAGAAGGGGGAAAAAAGAUAGAAAAGGGGAUUCAUCUCCUGCAAGGUUAGAACAAAAGUAUCAAAUUUGAAGGGAAACAAAUGUAAAUACAUUACUGCAAUGGCCCACCAAUACACGUGUAAUGAUAAACAGCAUAGUUGAGUUUUACACACUGCACUCCGCUUUAAUACAUAUUUAAAUUAUUUGGGAAUCUCUUUUUGUCGGAGAUAAAACUUGUUUAAAGUUGAGUUUGACAGUGUGCCAGUUUGGUUCUGAUGUUAAGAAAUGAGCAAGUUGACUGACUAUGCUAAACAUGUGUUGUUUCUGAUAGUGUAUUUGUUUUUACACUUGUAGUAAUAUUUGCUCGACAAUUGUGGGUUGUGACCACCCUAAAUGGAUGGGACACACCUCCAGCUGAUCACUAGGAUGGAUUUUUGUCCCAAGGAUCUUUUCCAAAAUUCGGCUUGGGUUCUGGCUUCGUCUCCAUCAAAUUUGGGGGAGUGUUUAUUUUGCAAAGCUUGAACCCGGCACUGAGGUUUGAAAAAAAGUCCUUGAUCUAUUUUCUUGACAAUGCAAAAAAAUGGAAGUUUGCCAAGCAAGCAUAAUUUGAAAACAAAGGGUUACCAGUCUGAGUCUUUGUCCGAUGGGACCAGCAUCAUUUGGAGGGAAUUUAUUAAGGAUUUGCUGAUUGGUGGUGUAAUAUGCAUUUGCCAAAAAGUUAUAAUUAGUAAUUGAAACAGUUCUUAGUAACAACCUCAAAAAUGCACAUUUGUAUAACUAGGAUCAAAGAGGUUAUGCAAGUCUCACUUGCAACCUAAAUAAUUAGACAAGUUAAUUUCUGUUUGGAUUCUUCAUAUCGGGUAUAAUUUAUUGUAUAAGUUGCUUAAAACAUUACCAACAUUCUUAUUAUUAGUUAUGGAAAGAUGAUGCGCAAACAAUGCGGGCUUCUAUAUCUCAAAUGCCUAUUGAAUAUUUAGGUGUUUUUUACCCUUACACCAAUUUGUAUUAAGCCCUGUAUACCCGGUACUUUCCAGAGUUCUGUGGAAACAACAUCCACAGGCAAUAUAGCUUGGGUGGGAUUCGAACCCACAGCCAUUGUCAUUUAAGAGCAGAUAUCUUGUAUCACUAGAUCACCGAGCUAUCCAGAGGCAGUUAAAAUAGGGUUAAAACCAAGUACAUGUAAUACUAUUUAUUAUUGUUGCAAAAUUUACAAGUUUAAAAUUAACGUCGACUGUUCAUUCUUAUUGGCACCUUUUUAGAAAUCACAACUUUGGCUAUGGCUUCAAAUGGGACUUAAAACAGUCAGAUAGAGCCCAAGCAUAAGCCUCAGCUGAAAACAAGUGUUUCAAAUAUAUUUAUUGUGGUUUGCAUUAUGAUAAUGGUUCAUGUAACAAAUUUUAUGGCAACAUUUCACUGAUCCACUUCACAAAACCAAUUGCUCAUCAAAAUACAUUUCAUAGACAUAAUUUGACACCAAUCAGAAGUGAUAAAUACAUCACAUAGUUAUUUGGCCGGUAACCAGUGCAGCUGUACGAAAUUGCCCAUUGGCAGGUAACCAGUGCAGCUGUACGAAAUUGCCCAUUGGCAGGUAACCAGUGCAGCUGUACGAAAUUGCCCCUUGGCAGGUAACCCUAUCCCUAAUGAGGUAGCCAGUUGGGCGACUGAUGGGUGAAUAUAUACACCCCCAUGCUUUUGUACCCAGGUUGGCUACUAAUUCAAUGGUCUGUUAUGGCCACCUUUCAAUACUGUGUAAAUAUGGUUUUUCCCUUAUAUUAAAACUGAGCUUUGUAGAAUUAAACCAAAUAGAGAUGGCACUGAACAAAAUAA
Messenger RNA from Asterias rubens (European starfish), 4397 nucleotides. RefSeq names its product putative pre-mRNA-splicing factor ATP-dependent RNA helicase PRP1. NCBI's taxonomy places the organism in Eukaryota, Metazoa, Echinodermata, Asteroidea, Forcipulatida, Asteriidae. Gene Ontology annotation, molecular function: RNA helicase activity; ATP binding; RNA binding. The coding region runs from base 72 to 2300 and encodes 742 amino acids. Gene Ontology annotation, cellular component: spliceosomal complex; intracellular anatomical structure. The transcript has 13 exons. The record is from RefSeq and is a predicted model, not a curated record.